Portunus trituberculatus (swimming crab) is the source of this 355-nucleotide messenger RNA. RefSeq lists its product as uncharacterized. The transcript is spliced from 3 exons. The coding region runs from base 22 to 330 and encodes 102 amino acids. The record is from RefSeq and is a predicted model, not a curated record. NCBI's taxonomy places the organism in Eukaryota, Metazoa, Arthropoda, Malacostraca, Decapoda, Portunidae.
AGGUCAGGCCACAAGGUCAACAUGACUUGUACAGCCUCAUUGACCAUCUCCUACACCCAGCCACUCUCAGGGAUACACUCAGGCAAUAUCCUACACCCAGCCACUCUCAGGGAUACACUCAGGCAAUAUCCUACACCCAGCCACUCUCAGGGAUACACUCAGGCAAUAUCCUACACCCAGCCACUCUCAGGGAUACACUCAGGCAAUAUCCUACACCCAGCCACUCUCAGGGAUACACUCAGGCAAUAUCCUACACCCAGCCACUCUCAGGGAUACACUCAGGCAAUAUUCUACCUCCUUUGUUGCAAUUCACUAUUAACGCAACAGUAAAUGUAUCAAUAAAACCAUCAGUCAU